AUGGAGACUUCAUCGCUCUACACUGCCCUUCCUCUGGCUUUCCUUCUACUCCUCACUCUCAAGCUCUUCUCUUCAUGGUUCAAGCAACCGAAAAACCUUCCGCCCAGCCCGCCUUCCAUCCCCAUCCUGGGCCACCUCCACCUCCUGAAACACCCCCUCCACCGAACCCUCCACUCCCUCUCCCAAUCUUACGGCCCCGUCCUCUCUCUCCGCUUUGGCUACCGCCGAGUGGUUGUCGUCUCGUCGGCUGAGGCAGCUGAAGAAUGCUGUACUAAGAACGACAUCACGCUUGCCAACCGCCCCUCUACUGUCGCCGGCAGGCACAUUGCGUAUGACAACACGAUGGUCCUCUCUGCCUCGUACAGCGAACAAUGGCGUAGUCUCCGCCGUGUUUGUACUGUUGAGAUGUUUUCCUCGGCCCGUCUAAACUCCUUUCUGCCCGAUCGGAGGGACGAAAUCAAGCGACUCCUGCUUAAUCUAAACAAAAGAGCCUCAUCAUCUGGGGACGAAUUCACUAAGGUGGAACUAAAACCGAUCUUCUGGGAGAUGACAUUCAACAUCAUUAUGAGGAUGUUGACUGGGAAGAGGUAUUAUGGGGAAGAUGUGACCGAUGCCGAGGAGGCGAAGGUGUUUAGCGAGAUCAUGUCUGAAAUUUUGGAAUAUACUGAAUUAUGA
Molecule: messenger RNA, 675 nt
Organism: Eucalyptus grandis
Lineage: Eukaryota; Viridiplantae; Streptophyta; Magnoliopsida; Myrtales; Myrtaceae
Product: isoflavone 3'-hydroxylase-like
Exons: 2
Coding region: 1-675 (224 amino acids)
Molecular function (GO): iron ion binding; oxidoreductase activity, acting on paired donors, with incorporation or reduction of molecular oxygen; monooxygenase activity
Source: RefSeq, a predicted model, not a curated record